AGAUUGUUAGCAGGUUAGCAUAGUGUACUUAGGGUUUAAGCAGAUAAGAGAAGGAAAAUAGGAUUGUAAGUUUACUUGCAAUGUUUUGUUAGGCUAAGAAAAAUAAUGUAGAAUAUUCUUGCUAACGGCAUAUCUAUGCAGUUUCCACAAUUUCAGUGCAUUCUGGAUUUAAUCUAAAAUGUCAAAGAUCUUGGAUCAGAGAAUUCUGUUGUUAGUAAUUUCAUUUUCAGCAAGUGUGCAGAGUACAAAGGUACUUUCAGAAUGGAAGAAGUGUGGUGAUCCAGAAUGUGAGAAGGCAAUGAGCAGAGUUCAAGCCACUACAGACUACUUAGGGCCUGAUUGCCGGUAUCUUAACUUCAAAACAGGAGAAGAAAUAAUGGUAUACUCCAAACUUUCCAGGGAAAAUGAAAACCUGUGGACUGGCAGUAAAGGAAAGGAUUUUGGAUACUUCCCAAGAGAUGCUGUGAAGGUUGAGGAAGUUUUUAUUGGAGAAGAAGUUGAAGUGCUCACUAAGGAAUCUGAUUUCCUCUGUCUUCACGAAGAUAAGUAUGUUUUUGAAAAUGAAGAUAGCACAUUAUAUGAUCACAACAAAGAAAGUGAAUAUUCAUUGUCUGAUGCAGAACCAAAGCUGCAUGAAAAUGAAACCUUAAAUUAUACAAAAGACUCCAUACAAAAUGAAGGAAGAAUUGAAUCAGUUUCUGAAAAUGAUUCUGAGGAAACUUACGCUCAGGAGUCUGCAAACAAACAGUUGGUUAGAAAAGAUGACACUGAAGAGCCACAAACGCAAAAUAGUCUCCCACUAGAACCCACUCAAACUCAGUCUAGCUGGAUUUCAGGAUGGUUCACCACAGAAAGUAAAAAUGAUGAAGAGCCCUUGAAAGUUGUUACUGAAUCUUUAGAAGAAAAUAAAUACCAAGGGAGAAAAAUAAUGGUAACAGAUGAAAAUGACUUACAGGAGCCAAAUGACGAGGAGGAACAAGAACCCCCAGCACCUGGUUGGUUUCAAGGUGGACUGACGAACUUUCUGUUUUUUGGUGAAGAGAAUGAAGAUGUAGAUUUGGCAUCAGAAAAAAAUGAUCCACAAAUCCAUGAUGUUUCUGGUGUGCCUGAGCAUACCAAUACUGAACAGGAAACACCAGACACAGAGUUACUGUCAGAAGAAGAAAAGAGUGAAAGCCAAGAAUCCAAAUCAAAUUGGUUUAAUUUGGGUUUAAGCAAUGUUCUUAAUUUUGGCCAUGCUGAGAAAGAUACAAUUGCUACAGAGGACCAGAAAAGUGGAGAAACAAAGGAUGGAGCAAAUAAGAACGAGGAAGAGCAGACUUUAGACCAGAAAGAAUCAGACAUGGACAAAGAACCAAAGGAGACAGCUAAAGCAGUGACAGAGGAAGAUGAAGAGAAUUAUGCACAAGAAAUAAUAGAUUCACACAGGCCAAAUCCUGAGGAGAUACCAGCAAGCGUACAUACUGUUAAUGACACCAAAACCACCUCAAAUAGCACAGAAUCAUCUCUUGAUAUACUGACAUGUGACAAAGAGAAGCCAAUUGAACCUUACAGUUCAGAAGAAGACUUGGUAUCAGAAAUCCAACAGUUGAAAAACACUGAAGCUGAAAAGAGAAAUCAGGAGUCAGAAAGCAGACGUGGCCAGUCAGGUUGGUAUACAAAUAUCUAUAAUAGUUUUAUUGAUUAUAAUACAGACACACUUGAUAAUCAACAGGGACAUGAAUCAAUUGCAUCAGAUCAGAUUUCUUCUUCUCCUAGCCUACCUCCGAAUUGUGAUCCCUCAGACAUAAAACAUACAGAAGAAAAGCCCGACAUAUCUGAAGAAGAGAGCCAUUUCUUCUCUUUUAGACAUUUUGCAGACAUACUGAAGUUUCAGAGUUCAACAGCCAAAGAAGAGCAAGUGCAGAGUUAUGGGGAACUACCAGGAACCACAAAUAAUCAUCCGGGCAUCAAGAAGACCCCAUGUGACAGUGAACCAAGUCUUAGUCUGGAAACACCUGAGAAAGACAAACCAGUCAAAGGUUGUAAUGCACAACAAAAUUCAGCAUCCAAAAGCCAUUUCAAAAUGGAUAAUGAUGUAAAAGAGAAAAUUCACAAACCAGAGAAUAAAAACAACCCACUGAGUUUUUAUGAAAACAACAUCAAAGAUUUCAGUCAGGAUAUUUUUAAUAACGAACAUAAUCAGAAACCUGGGGAGUCCCAAGAACUGACUCCAGACCAACCUUUCUCUCCUCAAACCUCAUCUAGUAGCUUUGGUUUAACAGGUACCAAAACUUCUGAAGAAAGUGGCCAUUUGGAAGACAUGUGGAGUUUCAGAAUGGAAGGAGUAGGCAGAAGAAAGCUACUAGAAGAAACACCAGAGAAGAAACAUGAAAUGAAUGUAGCUGUAGAUAGGGAACUCAGCAGUGACCAAGAUUCAAAAGGAAUAGCCAUUGCUUCAGUAAAUUCUGAAAUAAAAAUGGACAGUUCAGUAGCUGACUCCGUAUUUGAUGUCAAAAAGCCUUUCUCAGAUGCCAUCCAGAACUAUGUUCCAAGCAAUGAAGGAGGCUGGAUAUAUCGAAUACUAUUCUGCUUGAAUGCUCUGGAGAUCAGGGAGUCAAUGAAAUCUGUAUUGUCAGCAGUGAUAAGUGUUAUCAAAAAGGCCGUGGCUUCACUGCCUGAAGAUAUGAGACCUGGCCCUGAUCUGUAUGGUUUCCCAUGGGAAAUAGUGAUUUGUGCUGGCAUUGUUGGAGCAUUUACAAUUCUCUUGUUUCUGUACAGAAGUUACCAAUCAGUUAGAAGUCGACUUUAUGUAGGAAGGGAAAACCAGCUUGCCAAUAAAAUUGCUGAACUAAUUGACGAAAAAUGCAAAAUUCUUGAAAAACUCAGCCUUUGCAAAAAAGAGUUUGAAGGUUUAGAAUUGUCUCUGAAGGAUGGUAAUAUUAUGAAAGAAUCAACAGACACGUCUUUUUUUGAGGAAAUGCAUGAAAAACUGAACAAGUCAAACUUGGAACUCAACCAGGAAAUAGAGAAUCUAGAAAAAGAACUGGAAGAAGAAAAAUCUAAACAAUCAGAAAAUGAUAUCUUGGUGGCUGAAAUUCAGGAGAGAGUGGAGUCUUUAGAGAAUGAAGAAAAAUCUAUCCAGUCACAAAUUGAUGAGGCCAAGUCCACCCUAAAAGUCUAUCAGAUUAAUACAGAGAGACUCAAGACAUCUCUUCAAGAUGCAGUAGAUGAAAACAGCCAUCUCCAGGAAAGUGAGAAACAGCUUUUACAAGAAGCUGAAGGAUGGGGUGAACGAUUUAGUGAACUCAAUGAACAAACGAAGAUGUUUGAAUCGUCUAAAGCAGAUGUAGAAGAAGUUUUGAAAAAUAAAGAGAGUCAAAUCAAGUCACUGACACAAUAUAUACUGAACAUGAAAGACUGGAGUUCAGCAAUAAGAGAAGAUGAUGACACUGAAGACAAUCACUGGGACACAGAUACAAAGGGCGAGACAGAGAAUGGAGAGCACUUAGAUGAUGAACAAAAACGAACCGUAAAAAAAUUGAUCUAUGCUGCAAAGUUAAAUGCUUGUUUAAAAACCGUGGAAGGAGAAAGAGAUCAAAUGUAUUCAAAACUGUCCGAUGAAAAUAAAGCUAAAGAAGAACUUACAGAACGCAUAGAAAACCUUCAAAGUCAACAAGCUUCCUUGCAGUCUGAAAAUGAACGUUUUGAAAGUGAAGUUCAAAAGCUUCAGCAGAAACUUAAAGUAAUGACUGAGCUUUAUCAAGAAAAUGAAAUGAAACUACACAGGAAGCUGACAGUAGAAGAGAGGGAACGUUUACAGAAGGAAGAAAAGCUGUCUAAAGUAGAUGAAAAAAUUAAUCAUGCUGCUGAAGAACUAAACAGCUACAGAGAGCGAGCAAAGGAUCUUGAAGAAGAGCUAGAAAGAACCAUUCGCUCUUAUGAGAAUCAGAUUACUUCGCAUGAGAAGAAAGCUCAUGAUAAUUGGCUGACAGCCCGAGCAGCUGAAAGACAUCUUAAUGAUAUAAAAAAAGAAAAUGCACAUAACAGACAAAAAUUAACUGAAGCAGAAUUUAAACUUGAACUUUUAGAAAAAGAUCCUUAUGCUCUUGAUGUUCCAGUUAGACCAUUUGUCAGAGAGCAUUCCCCAUAUGGACCCUCACCAAUGGGCCGGCCUUCAUCUGAAACAAGAGCUUUUCUUUCCCCUCCAACUUUAUUGGAGGGUCCUUUAAGGCUUUCACCUAUGCUUCCAGGUGGAGGAGGAGGAAGAGGAUCCAGAGGACCAUCUGCUAUGUAUGAAGCUGGUAGCGAAAGAGGAGAGCUGAUUUCUGAUAGAUUAACUGAUCCCCACAGACCACCAUCAGAUACUGGAUCCCUGUCUCCUCCUUGGGAGAGAGAACGAAGAAUAAUUCUGCCUCCACCAGGUGAGCCUUACGCUGACCCAGUUCUUCCUCCUCGAAGACAAGAAAGAUUUUUCCCUAAUCCUCCAAAUACUGGAAGACUUUCUGGACCAGCAGAACUACGAACUUACAAUAUGCAGUCUUUUGAUAAAACAGACGGACAAACAUCUUCAGAACAUAGUCCACGAACAGAGCCAAGCGGAGAUGGGAUGAAGGAUCAUUCUAACCUUAGUAACUCGGUCCCUGAUCAGUCGCUGGUACCUGAAAGUGAAGCUGUCAGUUCAGGGUUUGUGCCCCCACCUUUCCCUCCAGUUAGACCUCCAUUGAUGCCUGUGGAUCCUAGAGCACCACCAGUACCUUUCAUGAGACGAGGACCUCCUUUUCCUCCCCCUCCUCCUGCUGGCAUGUAUGGACCACGGGAAUGUUUUCCAGUACGAGACUUCGGGCUUCCGCGCCCUCCACUGCCAAUAAGAAAUCCAUUUCCGAUGAGACCUUAUCCUCACUAUCCACCUCAACGACCUGGAUUUUUGCCUCCACCACCUCCUCCUGAAAAUAGAGUUGAACCACCUCAGUCAAAUCCAUCAGCUGCAGACCAACCAGAACCACAGCAGGAGACUUGAUGGCCAUCUGGGGAAUGUGCUGAACCCUUUCUGUGCUCUCCUAAUGGCAUUUUCCUUAUGUUAAGUAACUGUUGUUACUUAGGUAUAUAUAAACUACUUUGCUCAAAUUGAAGCUUAACAGAGAAAAUUCUCAGGAUAGUACAUUGUAAAUAAAGAAUGAAAUAACUAUGAAUAUUGUGAAUAAGUGAUUUCCACUGUACAAUAGUCAUUUUAAAUUAAGUAUUUCUAACUUGAGUAAUCUCUUCAGAGGUGUAUAAAAUUAAAUCAUGUGAACCAUAUUGUAAAAGUCCAGCUGCUCUGUCCUUGUUGACCUGUACAGGGAAUCUCUCUGCAUGCCAAAAGUGGUGCUUGCUGCUUUAUGACUAGGAUGUGAAAACAAAUGGAAACCGUUAAUAAAAAUCUACAGAAAAUGAAA
Messenger RNA from Chiroxiphia lanceolata (lance-tailed manakin), 5414 nucleotides. It is a transcript of the gene MIA2, whose product is annotated as MIA SH3 domain ER export factor 2. Gene Ontology annotation, molecular function: protein binding. Bases 179 to 4999 code for a protein of 1606 amino acids. Gene Ontology annotation, cellular component: endoplasmic reticulum membrane; endoplasmic reticulum exit site. NCBI's taxonomy places the organism in Eukaryota, Metazoa, Chordata, Aves, Passeriformes, Pipridae. Gene Ontology annotation, biological process: endoplasmic reticulum to Golgi vesicle-mediated transport; vesicle cargo loading; protein secretion. The record is from RefSeq and is a predicted model, not a curated record. The transcript is spliced from 29 exons.